Molecule: messenger RNA, 1308 nt
Organism: Schistocerca serialis cubense
Lineage: Eukaryota; Metazoa; Arthropoda; Insecta; Orthoptera; Acrididae
Product: GATA zinc finger domain-containing protein 14-like
Exons: 2
Coding region: 1-1308 (435 amino acids)
Source: RefSeq, a predicted model, not a curated record
AUGUCAAACGUGAGCGAGAAACUGGCGAAUCUAGAAAUCAGCCACAACACAACGAACACAAAACUGGCGAAUCUAGAAGUCAGCCACAACAUGACAAACACAAAAUUGUCAAACAUGGAAAUUGGGUUCCAACAGCAGUUUUCAAGUGUAAACACGCACUUUGAAAACAUACACAGACAUUUCGAUCAACGCUUAAAUAAACUCACCAAUGAAAUCGAUCAAAAGAUCGAAGACAAAGUCAUCAAAACCGUCAAUAGUGUAUACAAUGUAUUGGCAAAUGACUUAGAAAAGAAAUUGUCAGAUCUUACAAACAAACAGGAACAGGAACUGUCAGAAAUAGUAGAAACACACAAUCAAACACAAACCGUACAAACAGAAAUACAUGAAAACGUACAGGCUAUUCAAUUAAAUUUAACAAGAGUACAGUCCGCAUGUGAAGAAAUACCUGACCAAGUUAAUAAAGUUAACGAAGAAGUCGGUUUUCUGAAACAGGAGACUCGACGUAUCAACGCGGACAUUAUCAAAAUAAAUGAAACUUUAGAAAACGGUAAUGUAAAUGAAUCAAUAACUGACCGGGAAACAAAACUUUUUGAAAAAUUAGGUAAUGAAAUCAAAGUAGCCGAGGACAGAAUACGCAAGGAAAUUGCUGGUAGACUGAAUGUUUCAAAUGACUUGCCUACGUCAAGCAACAGGCAGCGCGACACUUAUUCGCCCGUGCCAGAUUACGAUGUCAAUAACGCAGAACAUCACGCGCCCAGUCCGGCGUAUGUGCACGCACCGGCACAGGCAAACAAUGGCUAUUCGCCAAACGCGAUGCUGCAACAGGCAGUGGAAGAGCCGAGCACAAGUAAUCGGAAUGAAUAUUCUGGAACCAAUCAAAACAACGGUAACGGAUCUCAUUUUAAUGGCAGUGGACAAAACCCACACAGUUGGCAUCCAUAUGCGACAAGGCCAAAUAAUGGAACCUGGAAUUACGGAAAUCGGAGGAAUUCGGCGCCACAGAGAUGUGAAGACCGAAGGUAUAGUACAGAUUACGGUCCACGCCGGUAUAGAAAUGAUAGAAAUCACGUGAAUGAUUGGUCAGGCCCGCGUGAUGAAAGGCGGCACACAAAUGAAAAUUACAAUAGUUACAGUAAUAGGAAUGACAGACCAAGGAGGAAUAGCGACGGCCGGUCGCAAGAAAAUGUUGCACGCAGCGGUCCGGAAACUAAUUGGCGACAGAAUAACCACUCAGUACACUUUGUAGAGGUAACGGACAGUACUGAAGCAACGCCGUUGUCUCCCCCGGUAAACAACAAUCGGUCGUAA